Molecule: messenger RNA, 2178 nt
Organism: Talaromyces proteolyticus
Lineage: Eukaryota; Fungi; Ascomycota; Eurotiomycetes; Eurotiales; Trichocomaceae
Product: putative neutral/alkaline nonlysosomal ceramidase
Exons: 3
Coding region: 1-2178 (725 amino acids)
Biological process (GO): sphingosine biosynthetic process; ceramide catabolic process; long-chain fatty acid biosynthetic process
Cellular component (GO): extracellular region
Molecular function (GO): N-acylsphingosine amidohydrolase activity
Source: RefSeq, a predicted model, not a curated record
AUGUCUCGUGAAUAUCGGGAUAUCCAGAAACGGGCGACCGAUGGAUCAACCUUUCUAGUCGGGGUGGGGAAAGCCGAUAUAACAGGGCCUGUCGCAGAAGUGCCCCUUGUGGGAAUGGGAAAUUCGUCACAAAUUGGGACGGGGCUUAGACAACGGAUCUUUGCUCGCACGUUCAUUUUUGCCGAUCCCGCCAAUGCCACAAAUACAUGGAUAUAUACUGUCUUAGACAACCAGUCAGGGGAUACAGCCAUUCGACAUGGGAUAGUCCAAGGCCUCGCUAGUCUAGGGGAAGAGUAUAGUCAGUAUGGACAACACAAUGUAGCUAUCACUGGCACGCAUUCGCAUUCCGGCCCAGGAGGAUGGCACAAUUAUCUCCUGGUCCAGAUAUCCACUCUCGGCUUUAACCAGCAAAGCUAUGAAGCUAUUGUAGAAGGAACUCUACUAUCAAUUACGCGAGCCCAUGAGAGUCUGUCUUUGAGUAAAAUCACGGUGGCUAGCACUGAGAUUGUGGACGGCAAUAUCAAUCGCAGCGGUUACUCAUACCUAGCAAAUCCGGCAUUCGAGCGAGAUCAAUACGAAUACGACACAGAUAAAACCAUGACAUUACUGGUGAUUGAUCGUAUAUCAGAUAAUAAGACAACGGGUGUCUUAUCUUUCUACUCCGUGCACGGUACCUCGAAUUAUAAUAAUAACACUCUAGUGACCGGAGAUAACAAAGGAGUCGCCGCAUAUCUUUUUGAGCGGAGCGUGAGCAGCGACGCCCGGUUUGCCGAUGGUUUCGUUGCUGGAUUUUCGCAAUCGAGUGUUGGUGACACCUCUCCCAAUGUGCUUGGGGCGUUUUGCGAGGACACAGGAUUACCAUGCAGAUUCGAGGACAGCACAUGCAAUGGGAAGACAGAGCUCUGCCAAGGGCGAGGACCUUAUUUUCAAGAGAACGACAAUGGCGCAAAGAGCUGUUUCGAAAUAGGAAGACGACAAUAUGUUGCCGCGGCUGAUCUUUAUAACCAGAUGGCGCUCGGUACAGCAUUAAAUGCUACUCAGAUUACUGGUAGUGCAUCUGUGGCAUCAUUUCAUACGUACAAUCAGAUGUCAGGGUUUCAAUUUACGUCUCCAUUCAACGGCAGCACACUGUCUACUUGCUACUCGGCUUUGGGCUACCCUUUCGCCGGUGGAACCAGCGAUGGACCAGGAGCCUUCGAUUUUACGCAGAACAAUACUAAUCCUGAGAUCAAGAAUCCUUUCUGGAGGGCAGUCAGUGGUAUAGUCCAUAAGCCCAGCCCCCAGCAAGUCCAGUGCCAAGCUCCUAAGAACAUCUUUCUUGAUCUUGGUCUGAACACAUUCCCAUAUGCGUGGGCGCCAGAUAUUGUGGAUGUUCAAGGCCUUCGUAUCGGCCAGCUGAUCAUCAUAGUGUCCCCAAGCGAGGUUACCACCAUGUCAGGUCGCCGGUGGAAAGGGGCAGUAUCUCAAGCAGCGCAAAAACUGUUAUCUCUUUCUGAUCCGAUUGUCGUCCUCGGCUCCCCUGCUAAUUCCUAUUCGCAUUAUGUGACAACUGAGGAGGAGUAUAAUGUACAACGAUACGAAGGCGCGUCUACUAUAUUCGGUCCAAAUCAGCUCGCGGCCUACGUUAAUCUAAGCCUGACCUACUUACCUUACUUAGAUACGGCCACUCAAGUUGUAACAUUGCCUCCCUUACCUGCAGGACCGAGUCCACCCAUCAAUACUAAUAAUUCCCUGUCUUUCAUCCCUGGUGUUGUCUACGACAAUCCCCCUACUGGGUAUUCAUUUGGAGAUGUGUUAUAUUCUUCUCCGACAAAUGAGACGUACUCUCCUGGUGACUCCAUCACAGUAGCCUUUGUAGGUGCCAACCCACGAAAUGACUUGCGUCUAGAAGACACAUACGCUGCUGUUGAAAUGAAGACCGAUAGUGGGGAUUGGAUUCAGGUGCGGGACGACACAGACUGGAAUCUGAAAUAUGAGUGGGUGCGCACAAACACAGUCGUUGGCAGUAGUGAGGUCACCUUAACUUGGCACAUCGAAGAUCCUUACUAUCUCACUGGGUGGUCACAGCCACUUCGAAGCGGCACAUACCGAUUGCAUUACUACGGUAAUUCUAAGAAUAUCUUGGGUGCCAUCACCUUUUUUGAAGGUGUUGGACCAGUUUUUGAAGUUGACGUCUAG